Molecule: messenger RNA, 1936 nt
Organism: Phragmites australis (common reed)
Lineage: Eukaryota; Viridiplantae; Streptophyta; Magnoliopsida; Poales; Poaceae
Product: RING-H2 finger protein ATL32-like
Exons: 1
Coding region: 231-1490 (419 amino acids)
Source: RefSeq, a predicted model, not a curated record
CACUACCCCGAGUCCAAUGUCCAACCCAUGCACCGGCACGGGUGUGCGACCUGCCGCGGACACCGAAAUGCCGGUAGCCGAACGGCCGAACAAGUCUGACCCUGCCCGCCGCCCACCAGACGCAACAACGUCACCGUCUCCUCCCCUCGCUCUCCACCCAUUUAUAUACGCCUCUGCGCCCGCGCGCGAUUUCGUCCAAGAAACGCAGCCCACCCACCAACCACCACCAGAUGCCGACGCCUAGCGAUCAUGCGCGGCCCUCGCUGCUCGCCGCGCUCCCGCUGCUGCUGCACCUCCUCCUCCCGGCCGCUGCUGCGCAGCCGGACGCGUCGCGGGACAAGGUUAACGGCGGGGGCGGGGGCGUGCCGACCCAGCCUCCCGGCUUCAGCGCGCCCAUGGUCGUGCUCCUCGUGGCGCUCAUCGUUGCCUUCUCCUUCAUCGGCUUCUUCUCCGUGUACAUGCGCCGGUGCGGCAGGGGCGGCUCCUCCACAGGCCCCGCCAUCCCGGCCGCCGCGCUGCUCGCGCUGUCGCGGCAGGAGCAUCGGAACCAGCAGCAGCGCGGGCUCGACCCCGCCGCGGUUGCGUCGUUCCCCACUAUGAGGUACGCCGAGGCAAGGGAGCUCCGGGUCGGCGGCAAGGACGCCGCGCUCGAGUGCGCGGUUUGCCUCAGCGAGUUCGAGGACGACGAGGAGCUCCGGUUCCUGCCCAGGUGCACCCACGCCUUCCACCCGGACUGCAUCGGGGAGUGGCUCGCCGGCCACGUGACCUGCCCCGUCUGCCGGUGCAACCUUGACCCCGAGGAGCUCGCCGCGGCUGAAACGAACAGCUCCGGCGCCGAGGGGGAUGCGGAGCAGCAGCAAGAUCAGGUGGCCAUCGACGUGAGCCGCGAGGGCGCCGAUGAGGAGGAGGAGAGAAGGAGGGAGGCGAUGGAGCUGGAGCGGAUUGGGAGCCAGCGCCGCGCGGUGCGGUCCAGGUCGGGGCGGCCGCUCCCGCGGUCGCACUCGACGGGCCACUCCCUCGCCACGCGGCUGGACGGCGACCUCGAGCGGUUCACGCUGCGGCUGCCGGAGCACGUGCGCAGGGGGAUGGUCGCCGCAGCGGGCGAGGGGAGCCUGCGCCGCACGGGGCCACGGGAAGGCCGCGGCGGCGGCGGCGCCAGGAGCGCGCGGCUGGGGCGGUCGGACCGGUGGCCGUCGUUCAUCGCGCGGACUUUCUCCUCGAGGGUCCCGUUCUGGGCGGCUGCGUCGAGGAGGGCGCUGGACGCGGAGGCCGUCGACGGGUCGGCGCCGCGCGCGGCGGCCGCGAGAACCAAGCGUGAAAAGACGGCCGUCGCGGCGGACGGCUCCGUGAUCUCAGCCAAAGGGAGCGUGCGCUUCGACUGCCUUGGCGUCGGCAGCGGCGGCGCCGCCGUCUCAGGUGCGAGAGUUGGCGCCGCGGCGGGCGACAGCGAGACGGAGGAUGAGGAGAAGGCGAUCGCCCGGCAAGUUUGAGCGCGGAAAGUGGGAUCCGCGCCGCGCAUGUGCUGUCGUCCACUUGCUCCACGCGUUCAAACGGCAACGCACUUACGUGUUCGCGGAUCAUUUCGUAGAGACUCAGAAAUCAACGCGUGGCGAGGGGAUUGGGAUUGAGAUUGAUUGAGAUUGAGAUCGAGAUCGAGAUGCGUUAUUGCUUCUCGGUCCAUCGCUUUGCGAUGCUAGACGAAGCAACUGGCAAGGCACCGCUGAAACGAAAAUGCACUGCUAAAAUGACGCAGUGGGGGUGAGGUGCUUUAUCCACGCCAUUUAAUUUUGUCUCGAGACAUGUGCAGUGCAUAUAGGGCAUGUGUAUUGUAUAAAAAUGUCAGUGCAAAAUAAGUGGUGAGAUAAGCCAGCUGACGCGUAUGCUAUUUGCUGCUAAAACCAUGAUUCCAUUCAGAUAAGGAUGGUUAGUUUCUUUU